UUAGUUUGGAUUUGGAGAAGCCACAAUACGGAUUUCGGAUAUAUAAAUUGUUGAUUUCAUUUAUGUUUUUGGAUAAAACCUUUAUUAUGUUUAUACUGGGUUUAUAUUAAAUAUACGCUGGAUACUGUUAUUAUAACGUCAAUUGUUGAUACUUCGAACUUUUAUUGAGUAAUACAAAAUUGUAAUUCCAAUUAUGUGUCUUUUUGACCUAAAGCUGUUAGCUAUUCACCAUACCGUCUGUGAUAGCAGGGUCGUCCUAUUAUAAAAUUACCAGAAAAUAUACCAAUCAUACCAAUGGCAGCAUUCCACCUCAAGAGGGGCUUGUUAUAAAACAAUGAGUACCAAUACUUUUCCCGUCAGACACGGAGACUAAAUAAAUGUUUUAGUACACACAUACAGAUGCAAAUUGAUGAAGUCAAAUCCAAAACUCGUGUUGUUGUGGAGAAAAUGACCCGUAGAUGACCCAUGCUUGGCAUUUACCCUAUGCUUUGCUUUUUUCGUCAGGCAGUCUAACGUCAGCUACCCAUUCAUCCGGUCUACAAGCAUCACUUUACAGUGCAGUCAAAAUAAUCUUUUCCACCAACAUCGGACCAUAGUGCAUGUCAAUGUGCAUUGAUGAAACAUUCAACAAUAACAUAAUCGUCCGAAUCCGAAUACAAUCACGUGAAAAGUCCUCAGUGCACAUCUUAAAUCAAUUUGUAGUCUUUACUGUAAGAUACUAUUGACGAACGUAAUCCGUAUCGAUAAAUUGUUGUUUUGUUGAUGAACUUGCUAUGUACAUAUUAUUACCUAUGAUAAGGUUUCAACAGCUGAUGAAAUAAAAUGCACAGGAAGUGGCGAAGAAUAAUUCUAUAUUUAGUGAUAACAACAAUAGUUUUAGUAGUUGGUUCAUAUUGUUAUGAAGUUUAUUUAACUGAGAAAGCAUUAAACGACGUCUGCAUGAAUGAAAAUGGCUGUACAGCAAGACGAACUAAAGAUAGGGCAAAUAGGGAAAAUUUAGACAUUUUAGCCAAACAAAGUGUUGCUGAAAGUAAUACACAUUUGAAUUACGAGUCUGUACAUUAUAGUGAGCAAACUUUGGAUUGGAAUAAUGAAAGACAACCAUUGAUGUCGGUUGAUGAUCUUGAAGGAAACGAAGAGUUCGAACAACUUGAUUCCAAAACUUCUACCACAUUAAAACAUCAAACUUCUAAAGAAGAUUCAUACCAAUACGAAGAUCAAACUGUUUCUACUUAUCCUCUACUUAGAAUAUCAAAACUUUCGUCAGAAACACCAGUUCAUGGAAUAGAAAAGCUGAAUCAAAUGGCAACAGAUCUUACACGUGAUAAUGUAAAAAUUACGAAUAUCGGAAAACAAAUUCCUGCUAUACCAAAGUUACUAUGGUGGGACUUUUAUUCACAUGGCGCAGGAAAAGAUGACUUCAUAACCUGUAAACAAGGUGUUAAAUGUCAUGUAGUAUCAAAUCGAAGUUUGACUGAUCACCCAGAUACAAUGGCAAUCAUUUAUUAUGGAACACAUUUCUAUUUCAUGGAUCUACCAAAACAUCGACGACAGGAAAUAACGUGGGCUGUUAUUCAUGAAGAAUCUCCGAAAAAUGCCGAUUUUCUUUUCAAUCAUGAAGAGAUACUAUCUCUUUUUAAUUACACUGCUACCUUCAAACGUGAAUCCGACUAUCCAAUCACUACUCAUUUCUUACCAAGCAUUUCCUACCUACAGAGCAAACAAUAUCUUGUGUCAACACAAGAUAAAAAUAGAUAUCAAACUGAAGAAAAUUUAGCACCAAUAUUUUAUAUUCAUAGUGAUUGUAAUGUACCAUCCAACAGAGAUGUAUACGUGGAGUUACUACAGAAAUUUAUACGAGUAGACUCGUAUGGUAAAUGUAACAAUAAUAAAGCUUUGCCAGAGAGUUUAUCAUUCGGUAAAAGCAUGGCCCCAAUGACUUCCAAAGAAUUUUACGAACUUGGAGCCAAAUACAAGUUUACUUUAGCAAUGGAGAAUGCAGUAUGUGAUGAUUAUAUAACAGAAAAGUUAUGGCGACCAUUUCAUUUAGGAUCGGUUCCUAUAGUGUUUGGAUCUCCAAAAAUUAAAGAUUAUUUACCAAACAAGAAAUCUGCAGUUGUCAUAAAUGAUUUUGAUGAUGUGGAAAAGCUUGCAGCCUUUAUUAAAUAUUUAGAUAGAAACGAUACUGCAUACGAGGAAUAUUUACAGUAUAAAGAACCCAGAGGAUUGACGAAUACUUUUCUGAUUGAUUCAAUAAACAAAAGAGAAUGGUCGAAAUACCAUGAUAAGACAAAACCAUUUUAUUCGCUUUUUUCUGGGUUUGAAUGCUACAUAUGUGAGGAGAUGCACAAAAAUAUCGAUAUCAUUAAAUCAGGAAAAGAGCUUCCGGUAAAAAUAGCCAAACUUGACCAUUAUGGAUGUCCACCACCAAAGAGAUUUAGUGAUACAGGUCAAUACACUGUAAUUGAUCCAAGAUUUUCAUAUUAUUGGUAUGAAGGAAAGUAUAGAGCAAAAGCUUUCCGCUAUUUUUAUGAUAAAAAAAUGAAUUUUACAGAAAAAGAUAUUGCAACUCUUGCUAAAUCGUUCCGUCAAGAAUAUAUGGACGAUGGUUAGACUGAAUUUACCAUCGCAUAUUGGAAUGUGUGAUUCUCUGAAUCUGACCAGCUGAAAAAGAAGUCAGUGUGUGCAAUGAGCUCAGAUCUUAAAAUAUACAACAAAAUGAUGAAUUAUGUUUGAAAGCUAAUAAAAAAGAAAAAAGAAAAGAAAAUAUCUUUAAUAUCACUAGAAAAAUAGUAAUUUACUUUGAAUAGAAAUACAUCAUUAUUUUUUUCCUUGAACUUUUUUCACAAUGGUUCAUAUUCUCUUAUAGUUGCAGACUUUCUGAGGGUUUGUUGUGUCAUUGUUG
Messenger RNA from Mytilus californianus (California mussel), 2905 nucleotides. Its product is annotated as alpha-(1,3)-fucosyltransferase 11-like. Gene Ontology annotation, molecular function: alpha-(1->3)-fucosyltransferase activity. The record is from RefSeq and is a predicted model, not a curated record. Gene Ontology annotation, cellular component: membrane. Lineage: Eukaryota; Metazoa; Mollusca; Bivalvia; Mytilida; Mytilidae. The transcript is spliced from 6 exons. The coding region runs from base 823 to 2613 and encodes 596 amino acids.